AUGUCUCUAGAUGAAGUCCUCUCCAUCGGCACAGCUUUGGUCGAGCAUUGGGAAAUAUUGCAUGGCUGCCCCGUAGCAGAGACGCAUCUGGACGCGCGAAUGCUACAAAAAAUGAUAGAUGCCGUGAUAAAGACACUCACUCUGUACGAGGUAGCGGUUGGAUCUAUCCUCGGAGGCUGGGGAGAGAACCGGGAACCUAAUGGUGUGGGUAUUGACAAAUCCAACAACCCACCCAACACUCGCAACGGAAGCAAGGAUAGGGCAAUGGAAACCAAGCAUGCAGUAGUUGUGACUGAGGCAACGGCACAGUUGGGCAAUAUGCAACUAGAUAGUCAUGAAAUGACGGUUGUCGCGCGCGAGGCUUUGCGUCAUGCUACCAUGCGGUUGGGGGAGAUGCUGCAUGAUAUCGAGGAGGAUAUGAGUAUUUUGCGGGAUCGAGCAAAUUCAUCGCAAAGGAAUGAUAACCAUGUGAGAGAGGUGAGACAAAUCACGUCUCAGUUGCUUCGAAUUUUGGGAAGGAUCAAUAGUAACGAUGGUAACAUGAACGAAGAGUGA
Molecule: messenger RNA, 555 nt
Organism: Penicillium vulpinum
Lineage: Eukaryota; Fungi; Ascomycota; Eurotiomycetes; Eurotiales; Aspergillaceae
Exons: 2
Coding region: 1-555 (184 amino acids)
Source: RefSeq, a predicted model, not a curated record